This is a messenger RNA of Engraulis encrasicolus (European anchovy), 4780 nucleotides long. It is a transcript of the gene stxbp5a, whose product is annotated as syntaxin binding protein 5a (tomosyn). Gene Ontology annotation, biological process: regulation of exocytosis; regulation of protein secretion. The transcript is spliced from 27 exons. Gene Ontology annotation, cellular component: plasma membrane; SNARE complex; cytoplasm. The record is from RefSeq and is a predicted model, not a curated record. NCBI's taxonomy places the organism in Eukaryota, Metazoa, Chordata, Actinopteri, Clupeiformes, Engraulidae. Gene Ontology annotation, molecular function: GTPase activator activity; myosin II binding; syntaxin binding.
GCAACGGGACAGUGUGGUCGGUGGAGGAGAUAACCAUACCGACGCGUUUUGUCUCGAGACCACUCAGGUUGAAGCACUAAAUUAUAGACAGAAAUCGAGAGAUAUAUGAGCUGGUUUAGGCGUGAUGCUGAUAUGGUGACUGCCGAAUAUUCGGACAUGGAGACAACGCUGACGAGAAGGGGUACAAUGUGAGAUUUUGAAGGAGGGGUUAGAAUAACCAAAAAAUCAGCCAGCGAGCGUGGCGCACCUCCGCCGCCACGUCCCCUGAUCCUUUCCGGGAGAUCUGUGUCUGUGUGGUCCGUCGGUCGGUCGGUCCCGCGUGUGGCGUGUGCUCACGGAGCGCGAGGGAGAAUGAAGAAGUUUAACAUCCGGAAGGUGCUGGACGGACUAUCCGCCGCGUCUUCUGCCUCGCCGUCGCAACCGCUGGGCGUGAGGGAGAACGACCUCAUCCACGAGACGCUACAGUCGGAGCACUUCCAGCUCUGCAAGACUGUCCGUCAUGGCUUCCCGUACCAGCCCUCCGCCAUGGCCCUGGACCCUGUCCAGAAACUCUUGGCCAUCGGCACGCAGAGUGGAGCCCUGCGCAUAUUUGGGCGUCCGGGAGUGGAGUGCCACUGUCAGCACGAGAGUGGAGCAGCCGUCAUUCAACUGCAGUUCCUCAUCAACGAGGGGGCGUUGGUGAGUGCUCUGGCAGAUGACAGCAUCCACCUCUGGAACCUACGACAGAAGAGACCAGCCGUGCUUCACUCACUCAAGUUCAACAAGGAGAGGAUAACGUUCUGCCACCUGCCGUUCCAGAGCAAGUGGCUGUAUGUUGGCACGGAGCGCGGCAACAUCCACAUAGUCAACGUGGAGACCUUCUCCCUCUCAGGCUACACCAUCAUGUGGAACAAAGCCAUCGAGCUCUCCUCCAAGGCUCACCCUGGCCCUGUGGUGCACAUCAGUGAUAACCCCAUGGACGAGGGCAAGCUCAUCAUUGGUUUCGAGGGGGGAAUCGUCGUGCUGUGGGACUUAAAAUGCAAGAAGGCAGAUUAUCGCUACACAUACGAUGAGGCUAUCCACUCUGUGUCCUGGCAUCACGAGGGGAAGCAGUUUAUCUGCAGUCACUCUGAUGGCUCGCUCACCAUCUGGAACAUCAAGAGCCCCGCCAGACCCAUGCAGACAAUCACUCCGCACGGAAAGCAACCCAAGGAUGGGAAAAAGCCAGAGCCAUGUAGACCCGUCCUCAAAGUGGAGUAUAAAACCACUCGACUUGGAGAACCCUUUAUAAUCCUAUCAGGAGGUCUGUCGUAUGACACAGUGGGCAGGCGGGCAUGUCUGACGGUGAUGCACGGCAAGAGUACAGCAGUGCUGGAGAUGGACUACCCCAUAGUGGACUUCCUCACCCUCUGCGAGACGCCGUACGCCAAUGAUUUCCAAGAGCCGUAUGCUGUGGUGGUGCUGCUGGAGAAGGACUUGGUUGUCAUCGACCUUGCACAGAAUGGGUACCCCAUCUUUGAGAACCCGUACCCCCUCACGCUGCACGAGUCCCCAGUGACGUGCUGUGAGUACUGCGCCGACUGCCCAGUGGACCUCAUCCCUGCACUUUACUCAGUGGGCCUACGGCAGAAACGCCAAGGUUACAGCAAAAAGGAGUGGCCAAUCAGUGGCGGGAACUGGGGGCAGGGCUCACAGAGCUAUCCGGAGAUAGUCAUCACGGGGCAUGCCGAUGGCACCUUGAAAUUCUGGGAUGCCUCUGCAAUAAUGCUGCAGGUGCUCUACAAGCUGAAGACGGCCAAGGUGUUUGAGCGCAGCCGGAGCAAGGACGACAAGCCGAGCACCGAGAUCGUGGACGAGGACCCCUUCGCUAUCCAGCAGCUGGCCUGGUGCCCGGAGAGCAGGGUGCUGUGUGUGGCCGGCGUCUCCGCACACAUCCUCAUCUACCGCUUUAGCAGGCAGGAGAUCACCACCGAGGUCAUACAGCUGCUGGAGGUGCGUAUGCAGUGUGAGCUUAACGAGCUGGACUCUCCAGAAGUGGGCGUCGACCAGUCCCAAGUGGCCCCACCCACCUCCUCCCCCACCACCACCCCCCAGACGCGACCAUCCACCAGCAGCAACAACUCAGACCACACAAGAGACAACGUGCCCUGCCUCAAGGUGCGCAGUUCGUCCCUUAAGCAGUCCCCUGGCUACCAGGUAGAGCUGGUGGUGCAGCUGGUCUGGGUGAGCGGAGAGCCGCCGCAGCAGAUCACCAGUCUGGCCAUCAACUCAGCCUACGGCCUGGUGGUGUUUGGCAACAGCACUGGUGUGGGUGUGGUGGACUACCUGCAGAAGUCGGUGCUGCUCAACCUGAGCACUACAGAGUUGUACACCUCCAACGACCCCUACACCAGGCAGCCCCGCUCCCCACGCAAGAGCAGACAGCCAUCCGGAGGCCUCUGUGACAUCAAUGAAGGCACGGCCACAUCCGAUGACCGUUGUAAAUCUCCCACCUCAGUGUUGUCAAACCAUCAGCAGUUCUACAAUGGAGCAGGCAAAGGUAGGUAAGCAAAGAUGUCCAGGAAACUAAGCCUGCCCACUGAGCUUAAGCCCGACUUGGUCCUACUCUCUGUAUGUCCCACGCGGGCACCCGCCCCACUAGACCACCGGGACAACUCCUUCAGUCGCUCGCGGAGCUCCAGCGUGACCAGCAUCGACCGGGAGGUGCGCGAGGGCAUUGCUGCGCUCUGCUUCUGCGAGACCAUGGCACGCCGGUCGGAGGGUGGCGGCCCCAAGCCCGCCCUGUGGGUGGGCACCUCUGUGGGCACCGUGCUCACUGUCACCCUCAGCCUACCACCUGCUGGAGAGCAGAGGCUACUGCAGCCCAUCACUGCCCAGCCCAGCGGUACCUUGGCCCGAAUGAAGGGCGGCAUCCUGCGCAUGGCCUUCCUGGACGCGGCCGGCGUCUUCCAGAGCUCCCCGUACGAGCAGUGGUACGAGCCCAAUGCGGCAGAGGAGGAGCGUACCAGGCGUCGGCGCGGGGGUGGCCUGGCCUCGCCCUGCGGUGGUGGCGGAGGGGGAGGAGGAGGAGGAGGUGGAGGGGAGGUGGAACGAGACAGCCAGUUUGCGGUGCUGUGCUCGGAGAAGCAGGCCAAGGUGCUGUCCCUGCCCUCGCAGACCGUCGUGUCCAAGCACAACAUCACCGAGGCCUCCUUCGUGCUGCGGGCCGACGUGGUGGUGCUGAACAGUGGUGCAUGCCUCACCUGCUUCUGCGCCAAUGGACACAUCAUGACCCUGAGUCUGCCCUACCUGCGACCGCUGCUGGAUGUGAACUACCUGCCCCUGACGGACAUGCGCAUCGCCAGGACCUUCUGCUUCUCUAACCUGGGCCAGGCGCUGUACCUCAGCUCUCCCACCGAGAUACAGAGACUCACCUACAGCCAGGAGGUCUGCGAGAACCUGCAGGAGAUGCUGGGUGAGCUCUUCACUCCUGUGGAGACUCCUGAGGCGCCCAAUAAAGGAUUCUUCAAGGGACUCUUUGGGGGCGGGGCGCAGUCUCUGGACAGGGAGGAACUAUUUGGGGAGACAGGGGCGGGCAAGGCACCCCGCAGCAUGGCACAGCACAUCCCAGGCCAGGGAGGUAUCGAGGGUAUGAAGGGCGCGGCCACGGGCAUCAUGGGGGACCUGGCACGCACCCGCAUGGCGCUGGAUGAGAGAGGACAGAAACUGAGCGAGGUGGAGGAGAAGACUGCCGCCAUGAUGACCAGUGCGGACUCCUUCUCCCAACACGCACACGCGAUGAUGCUGAAGUGUAAAGAUAAGAAAUGGUACCAGUUCUGAGGACUGGAGCAGGAGGGAUGCCACCCUGCCCCUCUUUCCCCCCAUCCCUGCUGCCCACACCCAACCACCCACCUUCCCUCCCUCCCUCUCUUUCUCUCUCUUUCCACCCCUUCCACCGGACAGACGCGCCCCCCAAUCCCUCGUUUCUUUUGCCGAGCACAAUGACGAACUUGCCUCAGGAUGGAAGACAGGAGUCGAAGGGUAGAAGCCAUCUCUGUGGUGUCCUUAUUCUUUUAGUCCUCUUCUGGGGACGUUGUAUUCCGAGUAGAAAAAAAUAUACGUCAGUUUGGUAUCUUUUUUUAUUUGUUUUGUUUGUCUGUUUUGUUUUUUCUUGUUUUUUCGUCCCUCUUCCAUGGCGGCUUUGGGGUCCCGACGGCACAGAGAUGUCCACAGAGCAGACAAACAAAAACAAUGAAAUGACAAAGAAGAAAAAAAAAACAAUUAGAAAAAAAGACAUGUCUACACACUAUAAAAAGAUGUGUGAAAAGUAAAAAAAAAUAAGUAUAUACAUAAUCUCUAUAUCAACCUAUAUAAAGGAUCAACACUAUACACAAAAAACUUUUACCCCUCCUUUCCUAAGAAGAGCUCACAACGCUGGUCCAAGCAAUAGGAAGUGCCGUGGUGUCACCUGGUGUGACGUCAGAGGCAGUGACGCUAAAGGAAGUAACAUCACAGGACGUGACGUCACAGGAAAUGGUGCAUAAAUGAGAUGAACAUGAUGUCAUUUCUGAAGAAGAACAUUGGAUCGUUUUUUCCCCCCUCUCUCUCCACCUGCAGCUGCCAGGACUCCAUAAUUUGUAUGGUCUAUUAUGUAAACUGUUCUGGGACUUUGUGUUCAGUUUUUUGUUUACUUUAUGUAAUGUGUUCAUUUCUUCAUCAAAGGCUCAUCUUAUUUGAAAUGUAUGUGAAUGUGUCAUGUUUGCUUCAAGUGUUGAAGGAAGUGAACCACUCUGUUAUUUAUGUAUUUAUAUUAUUUAUUUGC